AUGCGGCCAGGCGGAUUAGCCACGGGUCUUCUCUCCACCAUGGUUGGCGCAAUGGCUGGGGGCGGGGCGAAACCCGUAGCAGCAGGCGCAGGCGCAGGAGCAGCUUCCGCGAAGCCCGCGGGGGGCGGGCUGCUGCGGCUGUGGCAGGGGGGAAAGCUGUACGACGCGCCGCCGUCGGGGCAAGAUCUUAGGGUUAGCUGGCGCGCCAACGGGCUGUUUCACGACACUAUAUCGGACGCGAUGAGCUCUAUAACGAGUUUUUCCGCCGUAGGAGAGGAGGAUGAGGAUCAACUACUCGUGGUGAACGUUGAAAUGGAUAAUCUGCCUGCACGCGCCCCGCAGGCGGACAAUCUUCUCCCCCCUUCCGCGCUCCCCCCUGCUGCUGCGCCCCCAGGCGCAGUUCCGCGCCAGGGCAGUCUGGGGGCGGCGGGACUACCGUCGAUGGGGCUGGCGAAGCAGCACAGCCUCAGAUCGGACCCGGGAACCGUGGCAGGGGCGGGCGCAUCCGGGGUGGGCGUUUCUGGGGGAGGUGUAUCUGGGGGAGGUGUAUCUGGGGGAGGUGCAUCUGGGACGGGGCGUUCCGACAGAGACGUGACGCUCCUUGAGAUGUUGGCCCACGUGGGAUCGCGGCUGUUUGAAGCCGUGGGGAGCGCGGAGGAGGGAGGAGGCGCAUCUGGGGUAGGGCACAGCGGUGGGUUGGAUAACCCUACUAGAGACCACAGCGGGAGUCUAGCCAGGUCGUUAGGUGGGGGGCCGGGGGAGGUGCGGAGUGUGCGGGCGGGGGGGAGGGGCGUGUCAGGGGAUGGAAUGUCUGAUGUGGAUAGAGAGAGUGUGGGGCGGGGGACGGCUAGAUCAGCGUCAACAGCUCGGAGCAGGGUGGCUGCUGCUAGUGCAGCUGCAGUGGCGAAAGGCUUCCCGGCUUUUUUCAAGUAUUUCGCGUAUGGGAUUGACAGGCAGACGAUUGAAGAGGAAGGGGAGGAUAUUCCGUCGUGCGGGCUUGCCGGGUUGUUUGUCCCUGGGUCGAAAAAGAAAGCAGUGCUGAUUCGAUGGCGGUAUGAUGUGUCUAAAUACGAUGAAUCUACGGUUGCGAGGCUGAGCGCGAAUUUUUGCUUUUUGGUGGAGCGGAUUGCAUCUCUGCCGUCGAUCGAGGCGCUGCCGAUUUAUUACCUGCCCGUGCUGACCGACGCGGAGAGGGAGCAGCUAGAGGACAAGUUUUCCGGGCGGCUCGUGCCGCACGCGUUUUGGCAUGAGGAGGAAGAAGGAAGGAAGCUUUUGCUAGAUGUUGGGGGGUAUAGGGAUGGGAGAGGGGUGGGGAGAGGUGGUAGGGAUAAGUUGAGGGAGAAGGAUAGGCUGAGGAGGAAGAAGAGGCAAGAGGAGGGGAAGGGAGAGGGUGGGGAAGGUGGGGGGGAGAGGGGAGGAGAUGGGGUGAUUGUUGCAGCGGAUCUGUCAGAUGCAGCGCCAGGGAGUGUGGGCAGGGGGGCGAGGAGCAGGGGCCGGGGGUUGAAUGUACGUGAUCGCACCCUGGUGGAUCUGUUUGAACGGCAGGUGAAGGUUAACCCUGCUGCCACGGCUCUGCUGCUGCUGCACCGGGGAAGAGGACGCGGAGGCACGUGGGGAGGGACCGCAGGGGGAGGAGAAAGGGGAAUGGGAUUGGGAGUGGGAGGAGCAGCAGGAGGAGGGGUGGAAGGGACGAAGGUGGUGAGAGAGGCGGUUUCGUACAUGCAGCUGCACGCCCGUGCCCUGCUGAUCGCGAAGUUUGUCGCCAAGAAGCUUCCUCGCCCUGCUCUCAUCCCGGCCUCGCACCGCGGUAGCAGCCACAGCACCCCUGCCGCCACCCCUAAGGCCGCCUCCUCUGCUGCCGCAGCUGGCACGAAUCUGGAGGAGAUUGUGGAGGAGUCGGGGAUCAUGCUUGUUCUCACGUCGCGCCACCUGGCGGACGCGCUGACGUGGAUGACUCCCCGCUCGCCGCGUGGCGCUGCCGCCACCAGCAGCAUGGGUGCUGCUGACGGUAAUCACAGCAGUAAUAUUUCAGGGGAGGGGCGGUUGGGGAGGGCGCUGCCUGUGUGGGCAGUAGAGGAGGUGAUAGAAGGGGAGGUGGAGGAGGAGAGGGCGGAGCGAGCGUUGCUGGGGGACUGGGGGCCUGGAGAUGAGGGGAUGACUGGCAGGGAAGCAGGAGCGGGAGGGGGAGGGGGAGGGGCUGGGGCUGGUGGGGGGAUGAGUGCAGGUGUGAGUGCAGGGAGUGUGGGGUUGGAUGUUCUAGUGGGGUUGAGGCCAAGAGCGAGUGGCACGUGCUGUGUGGUGUAUAGAGAGGAUGAGCUGGGGCGCGUGUGGGGCGUGGUGUUACAGCAUCAGGGAGUGGUUAACAUGGCCUGUGCAGAACUUUCCUCAGAAGCUUCCCUCCUUGGCGUGUCAGGGCUGCUUACACUGCCAAGUGUCGCGAUGUGGUUGGAGCCUCGGUCGCUCCCGAGCCUGCGCUGGGUGGCCUUCUCAGGCGAGCCCGUACCUAGAGCUCUGGUUUGGCGCUGGCUUCGGGCCGGACGUGUGGUGGUAGAUAUUUACGGAGCUGUGGAGUGCUCCCUAGCUGCCACGUGUGCAGUCUGGCGGCCUGGCGACAGGGUGGCGGACACAAUCGGCCGGCCACUCCCAGGUGUCCACGUGUACAUUCUCGGCCCGAACCUAGAGCUCCUCCCGAUUGGCGCGGGCGGCGAGGUGUGCAUUGCAGGGAUACACGUGGCAAGAGGGUAUUGGAAGAGGCACGGGGAGACGCGGCAGAGGUUCGUGAGCAACCCGUACGGCAUGGGAGUGCACGACCGGAAGCUGCUCCGCACGGGGGACCGAGGCAGGUGGUUACCAGACGGGUGCGUGCAGUUUCUGGGGAGGUUAGAGCAGCAGGUGUAUAUCAGAGGGCUAAGUGUGGAGCCGGUGCAAAUAGAGGAGGCGGGGAGUAAGGUGGACGGGGUGGCCCGCUGUGUGGUGGCGUUCAGGGCGCAUGACCCUGGGCGACAGCCUUAUCUCGCUGCGUACCUGCUGCUCAAGCCGUCGCUUGCAGCAGCUGCUGCUGCUGUGGCGGCUGCAGGAGAGGCAGGGUUGGGGGGAGGGGCUGGGGGGGAAGCAGGGGCAGGGGCAGGGACGGGGAAAGGGGCGGGGAAAGGCGGGGGGAAGGGGGUGCAGACUCCAGCUCAGCAGUUACUGGCGUCACAGCAGUUAGCAGCAGUGAUUCCCAAGAAGGUCCGAGAGUAUUUUAGGUCUACCCUCCCUCCUCACGCCGUUCCCUCAGCCAUCCAUGUGAUUCACCAUCUCCCCUGGACCAAGACAGGCAAGGCCGACCGCUCCCGCCUCCCUCUGCCGCCCGCGGACUCGUUUUUUGUCUCUUGUGACGAGGACGGGUCUGUGGGCGGCACUGGGUUGGGAGCGGGCGGCGGAGAGCCGCUAGAGACGGCGGAGGAGCGGGCAGUGGCGGUAAUUUUUGCGGAGGGGGGUGGGGCGGGCGGAGUGGUGGGGGUGGCGCUGUCAGAGGCGCAGGUGCUGCUGUGGGUGGCGUAUCAUGCUCUGCCGCACCCACAACUGCUGGACGAGUGCCAUGUGUGGCGCCUGCAGGGGCCGGUGAAUUUCCCUCGUCUGCAGCGGUCGCUGCAAGCACUGGUGAUGCGCCACGCAGCUCUGCGCUCCCGCUUCGUUGUCUGGCGCAACAGCAAGCACAAGCAGUCCGGGCGUGGUGGUGGUGCCAGUGGCGGUGGCGGCAGGGGCGGUGGCAGCAGCAGCAGCAGUUCAGUGCGGUUGAAAGCGGCUGUGAUGGAUGCAGCUAUCGACUCCUUAAGGACUGAGCUGAGUGCCGUUGCUGCUGCUGGCGCUUCUGGAAACGCCAAGGGCAGGAGGGAAGCAGGGAGAGGAGCGGCAGGAGCAGCAGGAGCAGGAAGAGCAGGAGGAGGAAGCGGGGGAAGAUCCGGAGCAGGGGGAGGAGAAAGAGCGAGUGUAGCAGUGGGAGGUGGUGGAGAGAGCAAGGGAGGAGGAGGGUUUGUUUAUCGGGCUCUAGCAGGGCUGUUUGCUCCGAGCCUCUUUGCUCCCAGCUUCUGGAAGACAGCAGAGAGUGUUUUGGAAUGUGUCACGCAGAUCCACACGCAUCCCACCCACGGGCCUUCUUUUAAGCUCGCUUUGGUGGAUAUCUCAGGCGCGAAGCUGAGCGCCACGGAGCACUCUCUCGUGCUCGUGUGGAACCCUCUCAUCUUCGAUGGCGUGUCUUCAUCUCUGUUCUACUCUGAUCUCCUCCAGAUUUACAAGGCGGGCGGCUCGGCGGCUGACCUCCCCGCAGUCGCCAGCUACGCGGAUUUCGUCCUGUGGGAAAAGGACAAUCUGGCGUGUGCUGGGCACAGGGAGUGGGACCUGGGGUUCUGGAAGCAAGCAGUGGGUGUACCUCCCCCAAAACUACCUCCCCAGCUGCAACCCAAGGUAGAUGAAAGCGGGAGCGAAGGAGUGGGAAGAGCAGGCAGAGGAGGCCGAGCAACAGCAGUAGCAGGAGCAGGAGGGAAAGGAGCAGGAGGAGCAGGAGCAGCAGCGGCGGCGGCGGCAGUGGCGGCAGGAGGGUUGGCCUUGGCGCUGCGGAAAGGGCAUGUGGAGGUGCUGAUAGCAGCGAGCACUCGGAGGCGGCUCGAGACCUACGCCUUUCACCGCGGCGCCACCCUCUCCAUGGCCCUCCAAACCGUUCUGCACGCCUUGCUACACCUCUGGACCCACCAGCACUCCGUCGCGAUCGCCGUCCCAGUCGCUAGGAGACAAAUCCUGCCGCUCCAGUCAGUGAUCGGGCGGUUCUCGGAUGUGCUGCCAGUGGUGACGGAUAUGAGGAAGCAUCUGAGCCCUCCAUUGGUAGUGGCUGGACGGCUGAGAUCUUUCACUUCGUCGAUCAGCCGGGCGUCGUCGUGUGUGUCGUCCCGAUGCGUGUCUCCCUCUACUUCCCGCCAGUACUCCGUGCUCUCGCCUCGCCUCUCUGCCUCCACUGCCGCUGCUGCUGGGGGAGUUGUUGGGCCAGGUUCGGGCUUCCAACCCUCCAGCCACGGAGGCCGGAGCUCCGGAAAGGGAGACGGGGAUAGGCCCAAGUCGGCAGGGGGUAGGGGAGCAGGAGCGGGAGUGGAGGGAGGCGGUGGAGGAUACUGCAGUAGUGGGGACGACAGGGAAGACGGGGCAGCUUCGACAGCGGAGAGAAUAAGUGCUGCUGGUGAGGGUGUGUCGUUUGAACAGCUGCUAUUCCAGGUCCGAGAGCACACGCUGCAAGCCCUGCAGCACCAGUCCAUCUCCCUCCGUCUGCUCGCCUCUGCACUGCAUCCCACCGCACCCGACCCCUUCACCUCCCCCUUUGCCCUCGCGUCCUUCGCCCUCACACACCCCGGCACCGAUUCCCCUCCGAACCUGCUCCCUCUAGAAGACUCCCUAGUGGGGGACCUAGAUCUAGAAGCCUCUUCUGCUGCUGCUGUUGCUGGGUUUGGUGCAGCUGGUGCUACUGGUGCUGGUGCUGCUUUUGCUGGUGGUGCUGCGGGUGGUUUUGGUGGUGCGAUCGGUGGGGUGGGUGGAGGGGCGGAGUUUGGGGGGAGUGUGGGCGGUGGGGGGUGGGGCGGCGAAGUGGCGCUGUUCCCCUUGGGAUUGUCGUUGCGCCCGCUGAGAGACGGGCGGCUGGCCGGGCGGCUGACUUACCAGGUGGAUGCAGUGCCCAGAAACAUUGCAGAGGUGCUGGCGAGGCAGAUAGAGCGCCUGGCAGAGGCAGCCGUGGAGUCCCCCCGGCCCAUGCUGCUGGAUGAACCAACAGUCAAGGCGUUGAAGCAGGCGAGGAGGCGAGGGGGGGGUGGGGAUGGGGGAAAAGGGGGCGGCGGAGGGGGUGGGGGCAUGGUGGGGCCGAUAGGGUGCAUGCCGUUGUGCAUCGGGCGGGAUAGGCGGGAGCUAAUGAGGCAAGGGUCAUCAGAUUCGGAUAAGUCUGAUGUGAGUGUUUGA
Closterium sp. Yama58-4 is the source of this 5976-nucleotide messenger RNA. The record is from the annotation of a GenBank genome assembly. Lineage: Eukaryota; Viridiplantae; Streptophyta; Zygnematophyceae; Desmidiales; Closteriaceae.